Molecule: messenger RNA, 6680 nt
Organism: Leptonychotes weddellii (Weddell seal)
Lineage: Eukaryota; Metazoa; Chordata; Mammalia; Carnivora; Phocidae
Source: RefSeq, a predicted model, not a curated record
AUGGCAAAGGAGGAAGAGGAUGAGAAGAAAGCUAAGAAAGCGAAAAAGGGGAAGAAGGCUCCAGAGCCGGAGAAGCCCAAACGGAGCCUGAAGGGGACGUCGCGGCUGUUCAUGGGCUUCCGCGACCGCACGCCCAAGAUCUCCAAGAAGGGUCAGUUCCGGAGCGCGUCGGCCUUCUUCUGGGGCCUGCACACGGGCCCGCAGAAGACCAAACGCAAGAAGAAGGCGCGCACCGUGCUCAAGUCGACGUCCAAGCUCAUGACGCAAAUGCGCAUGGGCAAGAAGAAGCGGGCGAUGAAGGGCAAGAAGCCGUCGUUCAUGGUCAUCCGCUUCCCGGGCCGGCGCGGCUACGGCCGCCUGCGGCCGCGCGCCCAGUCGCUCAGCAAGGCGUCCACGGCCAUCAACUGGCUCACCAAGAAGUUCCUCAUCAAGAAGGCCGAGGAGUCCGGCAGCGAGCAGGCCUCGCUGGACGCCUGGCUCAACCGCUCGGGCUCCCGCGUGGGCUCCCGCAAGCUGCCCUUCCCGUCGGGCGCCGACAUCCUGCGGCAGGGAGGCCGCCUCCGGAGGUUCCCCCGCAGCCGCAGCAUCUACGCGUCCGGCGAGCCGGUGGGCUUCCUGCCCUUCGAGGACGAGGCCCCGUUCCGGCCCUCGGGCUCCCGCAAGUCGCUGUACGGGCUCGAGGGCUUCCAGGACCUGGGCGAGUAUUACGACUACCACCGCGAGGGUGACGACCACUACGACCGGCAGUCGCUCUACCAGUACGAGGAGGAGGAGCCCUACCUGGGCUACAGCGCCUACGGCCCCUACGGCCCCUACGGCCCCUACGACCCCUACGACCCCGCCUGGCCGCCCUACGGAGACCACCCCCACGGGUACCCGCCCGAGGACCCCUACGACGACUACCACCCGGACUAUUACGGCGGCCCCUACUACCCCACGUACCCCUACGGCUACGGCUACGACGAUUGCGAGCCCCCGUACGCGCCCCCGCCGGGGUACGCGUCCCCCUACAGCUACUAUGAUGCGUACCAAGGCGAGCCGUACCCGCACGGCUACGACCUGGACCCCUACGCACCUUAUGAGGCGCCAUACCCGCCCUACAACCGCCCGUACGACCUCCCGUACGACGUACCCUAUUUGGAUCCCUACGGGGUGCCCUAUGGCGCCCCCUAUGGCGUCCCCUACGCCGAAGACAUCUACGGUGGCGGGGACCCGGCCAUCUACCCUCCCGAAGCGCCCUAUCUUUACCCAGAGGAGCCGGCCUUCGCGUACCCGUGGGUGCCGCCGCCCAUCCUGUCGCCCCACAACCCGUACGCCCACGCCAUGGAUGACAUCGCGGAGCUGGAGGAGCCGGAGGAGGCGGGCGGCGAGCGGCAGAGCACCUCGUUCCGCCUGCCCAGUGCGGCCUUCUUCGAGCAGCAAGGCAUGGACAAGCCCGCCAGGUCCAGGCUGUCCCUCAUCCGCAGGUUCCGCCUCUUCCCGCGGCCCCAGGUGAAGCUGUUCGGGAAGGAGAAGCUGGACGUGUCCCUGCCCCCGUCCCUGGACAUCCCUCUGCCCUUGGGGGAUGCGGACGAAGACGAGGAAGAGGAGGAGACGCCCCCGGGGCCCUACGCCCACCCCUUCUGGGGCUUCCUGCCGCCGCGCCAGCGCAACCUCCAGCGCGCCCUGUCCGCCUUCGGCGCCCGCCGCGGCCUGGGCCUCGGCACCGACUGGGGCCGCCCCCCGCCUCGCCCGGCCACCUCGCUGGCGAGGUUCCUCAAAAAGACGCUGGCGGAAAAGCAGCCCAUCCCGCGGCUCAGGAGCAGCCAGAAGGCGCGGCUGCGAGGCCCGAUGGUCCGGGAGGCGGCCUACAAGCGCUUCGGCUACAAGCUGGCCGGCAUGGACUCCGAGCGGCCCGGCACGCCCAUCGUGCUGCGGAGGGCCGAGGCAGACCUCCAGGAGACCACCGUGCUGUCCAACCUCAAGACCAGAUUUGAACGGAACCUCAUCUAUACCUACAUCGGCAGCAUCCUGGUGUCGGUGAACCCCUAUCGAAUGUUCGGCAUCUAUGGCCCAGAGCAGGUGGAGCAGUACAGCGGGCGGGCCCUGGGCGAAAAUCCCCCGCACCUCUUUGCAAUUGCAAAUCUUGCUUUCGCCAAAAUGCUUGAUGCCAAACAGAACCAGUGCAUAAUCAUCAGCGGAGAGAGUGGCUCUGGAAAAACUGAGUCUACCAAGUUGAUCCUGCACUACCUGGCCGCCAUGAACCAGAAACGAGGCAUCACGCAGCAGAUAAAGAUCCUGGAGGCAACACCCCUCUUGGAGUCCUUUGGUAACGCCAAAACCGUCAGGAACGACAACUCCAGCCGCUUCGGGAAGUUCGUGGAGGUCUUUCUGGAAGGGGGCGUGAUUUCUGGUGCCAUAACCUCCCAGUACCUGCUCGAGAAAUCCAGGAUUGUGUUUCAGGCCAAAAACGAAAGGAACUACCACAUCUUCUAUGAGCUGCUAGCCGGGUUGCCCGCCCAGCUGCGGCAGGCCUUCAGUCUGCAGGAGGCUGAGACCUACUACUACCUGAACCAGGGCGGGAACUGUGAGAUCUCAGGGAAGAGUGACUCCAAUGACUUCCGCCGGCUGCUGGCCGCUAUGGAGGUGCUGGGCUUCAGUGGUGAGGACCAGGACAGCAUCUUCCGCAUCCUGGCCUCCAUCCUGCACCUGGGCAACGUCUACUUCGAGAAAUACGAGACGGACGCGCAGGAGACGGCCUCGGUGGUGAGUGCCCGGGAGAUCCAGGCCGUGGCCGAGCUGCUGCAGAUCUCCCCCGAGGGCCUGCAGAAGGCCAUCACCUUCAAAGUGACCGAGACAAUGCGAGAGAAGAUCUUCACCCCGCUGACUGUGGAGAGUGCCGUGGAUGCCAGAGACGCCAUCGCCAAGGUGUUGUACGCGCUGCUCUUCGGCUGGCUCAUCGCCCGGGUCAACGCACUGGUGUCCCCCCAGCAGGACACGCUGUCCAUCGCCAUCCUGGAUAUCUAUGGCUUCGAGGACCUGAGCUUCAACAGCUUCGAGCAGCUGUGCAUCAACUAUGCAAACGAGAACCUUCAGUACCUUUUCAACAAGAUCAUCUUCCAGGAGGAGCAGGAGGAGUACAUCCGGGAACAGAUCGACUGGCAGGAGAUCACCUUUGCCGACAAUCAGCCGUGCAUCAACCUCAUCUCACUUAAGCCCUAUGGUAUCCUGCGCAUCCUCGAUGACCAGUGUUGCUUUCCCCAGGCCACAGACCACACGUUUCUGCAGAAGUGCCAUUACCACCACGGCGCGAACCCGCUCUACUCCAAGCCCAAGAUGCCGCUGCCCGAGUUCACCAUCAAGCACUACGCAGGCAAAGUCACCUAUCAGGUGCACAAGUUCCUAGACAAGAACCAUGACCAGGUGCGCCAGGAUGUGCUGGAUCUCUUUGUGCGGAGCCGGACACGGGUGGUGGCACACCUCUUCUCCAGCCACACCCCACAGGCUGCCCCUCAGCGCCUGGGCAAGAACAGCUCCAUCACCCGGCUCCACAAGGCACACACAGUGGCCGCUAAGUUCCAACAGUCACUCCUGGAUCUGGUGGAAAAGAUGGAGAGGUGUAACCCCUUGUUCGUACGUUGCCUGAAGCCCAACCACAAGAAGGAGCCGGGCCUCUUUGAGCCAGAUGUGGUAAUGGCGCAGUUACGCUAUUCGGGGGUGCUGGAGACUGUGCGAAUCCGCAAGGAGGGCUUUCCAGUGCGCCUGCCCUUCCAGGUGUUCAUCGACAGGUACCGCUGUCUAGUGGCCCUCAAACACGAUCUGCCAGCCAGUGGGGACAUGUGCGUGUCGCUGCUGAGCCGCCUGUGCAUGGUCAUGCCAAAUAUGUACCGCGUCGGUGUCAGCAAGCUGUUCCUCAAGGAGCACCUGCACCAGCUGCUGGAGAGCAUGCGAGAGCGCGUCCUGCACCUGGCAGCCCUCACGCUUCAGCGCUGCUUCCGAGGUUUCCUCAUCCGACGGCGGUUCCGCUCACUGCGCCGCAAGAUCAUCCUGCUGCAGAGCCAGGCCCGGGGCUACCUGGCCAGGCAGCGGUAUCAGCAGAUGAGGAGAAAUCUGGUGAAGUUCCGGUCCCUGGUGCGCACGUACAUGAACCACCGGCAUUACCUCAAGCUGAGGGCAGAGCGGAGGCUCCGGGCGGAGGAGGCGCGGCUCCGGGAGCUGGAGGAGCUGAGCAAGCGGGAGGUAGUGGCCGUGGGGCACCUGGAGGUACCCGCUGAGCUGGCGGGACUCUUGCAAGCUGUGGCAGGCCUCAGACCGGCCCGGGUGCCCCGGGUGGCCCCUGUGCGGACCCCCCGGCUCCAGGCCGAGCCCCGUGUCACACUGCCCCUGGACAUCAACAACUACCCCAUGGCCAAGUUUGUCCGAUGCCACUUUAAGGAACCUGCCUUGGGGAUGCUGACCGUGCCCCUGAGGACACCCCUCAUGCAGCUGCCGGCAGAAUGCCAUGCGGAAGCCGUGAGCGUCUUUAAGUUGAUCCUGCGUUUCAUGGGCGACCCCCACCUGUACGGCGCCCAGGAAAACGUCUUCGGGAACUACAUUGUGCAGAAGGGGCUGGCGGUGCCCAAACUGCGGGAUGAGAUCCUGGCGCAGCUGGUCAACCAGGUGUGGCGCAACCCCAAUGCCCACAAUGCCGAGCGCGGCUGGCUCUUGCUGGCUGCCUGCCUCAGCGGCUUUGCACCUUCCUCGCACCUCAGCAAGUACCUGCUCAAGUUUGUGUCUGAUUACGGGCAGAAUGGCUUCCAGGCUGUGUGUCAGCACCGUCUCAUGCAGGCCAUGGGCCGGGCCCAACAGCAGGGCUCCGGGGCUGCCCGCACCUUCCCCCCGACCCAGCUCGAGUGGAGAGCAACCCAGGAGAAGGCCAGCAUGGCGCUGGAUGUGGGCUGCUUCAAUGGCGACCAGUUCUCCUGCCCGGUGCAUUCCUGGAGUACGGGGGAAGAGGUGGCCGGAGACAUUCUGAGGCACAGGGGCCUGGCAGAUGGCUGGCGGGGCUGGACAGUGGCCAUGAAGAACGGAGUCCAGUGGGCAGAGCUAGCAGGCCACGACUACGUGCUGGACCUGGUGUCCGACCUCGAGCUGCUCAGGGACUUCCCGAGACAGAAGUCCUACUUCAUCGUGGGUGCAGAAGGGCCCAUGGUCGGCAGGGGAGGCCCCAGAGCGUUGUUUGGGAACAGCUGGGACUCAGAUGAGGACACGCCCACCAGGCCCCAGUCCCAGGGACACGCGCCCAAUGUGGCUGACUCCGAUGGGUACCGCAGCCACAACGAGGAUGGUACAAAUGGGGAGACUGGGGCCCAGAGAGGGACAGCGACCCACCCAGACUCAGACAGCCUGGGAGAACCAUCUGUGCCCCACAAAGGACUGGAUGGCUACCUGGACAGCCUCUUCGACCCUGUGCUGUCUUAUGGGGACGCGGUAGGGAUGUGGGCGGGUGUUUGCAGACCCCUGGGACCACGUGUGCACACCAAGUCACAUACCCACAGGGUGGUGCAGGAGCCUCUCACAGCCAGGGUCGUCCCGGGCCUGGAUGCCUCCACGCUGGCUCUGCAGCAAGCCUUCAUCCACAAACAGGCCGUCCUCCUGGCCCGGGAGAUGACCCUGCAGGCCAUGGCGCUCCAGCAGCAGCCUCUGAGUCCCACCCCAAGGCCCUUGCCCCCGGAGAAACCCCUAGCGCCAGAGGCACGGCCGAAGUUUGUGGGCACUGGACCCCCAGCCAAGCCUGUACUCCCGCGCUCCACUCCAAAGCCUUUGGCCCCAGCCCCUCUGGCCAAGACCCCGAGACCCCCCACCAAGCCCGUGGCCGCCCCCAUUCUAGCUCAGGACCGGCUUUGUCCGGAAACCACUUCUCCCUGCCCGGAUCUGGUCCGGUAUUCAACGCUCAACUCUGAGCACUUCCCACAGCCCACACAACAGAUCAAGAACAUCGUCAGGCAGUACCAGCAGCCGCCGCGGGGAGGCCGGCCCGAGGCCCUCAGGAAGGAUGGCGGAAAGGUGUUUGUGAAGCGGCCAGACCCCCACGAGGAGGCACUGAUGAUCCUCAAGGGGCAGAUGAGCCACCCAGCGGCAGCAUCUGGCAGCCAGGUGCCCAGAGAGGCCGUGGCCUUGGUCAAGCCAGUGACCAGCACCCCAAGGCCAUCCAUGGGACCCACACCAGGGCCGCCCUCGCGGUCGCUGGAGCCCCCGGAGGAGCCCCUGCAGACGCGGCUGCACCGCCUGGUGAACCCCAACUUCUACGGCUACCAGGACGCCCCCUGGCGGAUCUUCUUGCGCAAAGAGGUGUUUUACCCCAAGGACAGCUACAGCCACCCUGUGCAGCUAGACCUCUUGUUCCGGCAGAUCCUCCAUGACACGCUCUCCGAGGCCUGCCUGCGCAUCUCUGAGGACGAGAGGCUGAAGAUGAAGGCCCUGUUUGCCCAGAACCAGCUGGACACACAGCGGCCCCUGGCAACGGAGAGCGUGAAGCGGGCCGUGGUCAGCACCGCACGCGACAGCUGGGAGGUCUACUUCUCCCGCCUCUUCCCCGCCACGGGCAGCGUGGGCACCGGUGUGCAGAUCCUAGCUGUGUCCCACACAGGCAUCAAGCUCCUGCGGAUGGUGAAGGGCAGCCGGGAGGCAGGCGGGCAGCUGCAGGUCCUGCGCACAUACAG